This is a messenger RNA of Entelurus aequoreus (snake pipefish), 2063 nucleotides long. RefSeq names its product nitrilase 1 (gene nit1). Gene Ontology annotation, molecular function: hydrolase activity, acting on carbon-nitrogen (but not peptide) bonds, in linear amides. Lineage: Eukaryota; Metazoa; Chordata; Actinopteri; Syngnathiformes; Syngnathidae. The coding region runs from base 268 to 1212 and encodes 314 amino acids. The record is from RefSeq and is a predicted model, not a curated record. The transcript has 6 exons.
ACUGUUGGCUGCCAUUUUGGAAGGGUGUUGCUCAGAAGGACCGAGCUCGGCUGUCCCCGAGGUUGCCUGUGUGAAAAUAACCCGCAAUAAAUGUGGUUCGUUUAGCUUGUACUAGCUAGGCAAUGUAAACAGACAAGAAAGUGUGUCUUUCUUUGAACAAUUCUGGUAAUAUUUGACGCGGGACAAGUCACACAGCUACUUGCUGUUUGCUGUUAAACUUUAACAUGGCGUGAAAAAGUCUUAGUGGACUCUGGGUUAUUUCAACCAAUGUUUUUCUCAAUUUUGGGAUCAUCUGUAAAGAUUAUUGCCUCACUGCCUGCUUGGACUGUGAAACUGCACAACAGGAUGUCCAACUGUGGCCGGCCACUUGCUGCAGUGUGUCAGCUGAACUCCACUCCAGACAAGAAGGCCAACCUAUGUGCUGCCAAAGAGCUGCUGGAAGAGGCGGCGCAGCAGGGCGCCAGCGUUGCGUUCCUACCCGAGGCCUUCGACUACAUUGGCUCUAGUCAGGAGGAGACCCUGGCGCUGUCGGAGAGCCUUGAAGGACACACAAUGACGCGGUACUCUCAGAUGGCCAGGAAAUUGAACAUCUGGUUGUCUCUGGGGGGCUUCCAUGAGCGAGGACCAGCUUGGGAUGUUGAUCAGCGAACAUACAACAGCCAUGUCGUUAUUAACAACAAAGGUCAGAUUGUGUCCAUCUACAGAAAGUCUCACCUGUUUGAUGUGGAGCUUCCUGAAAAAGGCGUCUCGAUGAAAGAAAGUGCUUUCACUAUCCCGGGACCUACGCUGGUGUCUCCGGUCCAAACUCCUGUUGGAAAGGUUGGUUUGGGAGUCUGCUAUGAUUUAAGAUUCCCUGAGCUCUCACUGGCGUUGCAAAAGAAUGGCGCUGAGAUACUGACGUUCCCAUCAGCCUUCACUGAGGUCACAGGACCUGCUCACUGGGAGGUACUGCUACGCGCGAGAGCCAUCGAGAACCAGUGCUACGUCCUGGCGGCGGCGCAGGUUGGCCGGCACCAUGACAGCCGCUCGUCCUACGGCCACGCCCUGGCUGUGGACCCCUGGGGCGUGGUGAUGGGUGACUGUGGAGGGGAGAAAGCAGGGAUGCUGCUGGUAGAAGUGGACCUGGACAAGAUGAGCAGCAUCCGCACAAAUAUGCCACUGAAAAAGCACCGCAGAGAUGAGAACUUUUACACCAGAUUGUCUGAUGACUGAUGAAAUUAUAAAUCAAAAUGACUUUGGGUAAUAAAGAGUAGGAACAUAAGUUAUGUUAUUUGUAUGUGCUGACAUAACUUAGUACAGCAUAGCAAUACAUAACAUGUCAUAACAUGACAUAAAAUAAUGUAACUUAACAUAGCGUAACAUAAUGUUGCAUAGCAUAACAGCAUAAAAUAGAGUACAAUAACAAAAUAAUGUAAAAUAGUAUAACAAGACAAUGUAACAUAAUGUAGCACAGCAUAGGACAACCACAUUACAUAAAAUAACGUAAAGUAACUUAAUGUAACAUAGCGUAAGAAAUAACAGCAUAACAAUGAAACAUACCACAACUUAAAGUACCUUAAUGUAAAAUCACAGCAUGUGAUGACUCUGACUCAGCAUCUUUUGUCACACUGACCUUGAUGGAAUACAUGUAUGCAGCCUGACAAAUAACAUUGUAUUGUGUUAGUAUUUUUAGUGUAACAGCAUCAAAGAAUACCAGAAAAAAGUGGAUUUUCAGUACAAAAAAAGAAAAUCUACUUAAGAUAAGAUCUAGAUAUAAUAUUUAAACAGAAUUUGCAACGUGUGACAUGCAUGAGUGGAACUGAAAUGCUUGAAUAUCCAAGGUGAGUGGAGUGUGUGGAUGUUGAAGCAGUUUGAAUCAGUACAGAAAUGUGGGAGAUGGAGAGGAUUGUACAUUGCCUAUUUAUUUUCAAGGUGGGGAAAUUCCGGGUAAUCGGGGAACUUUCCAAACCAGUUAACACACUGGCUUAAAUGUCCAGGGUAAGUGGAGUGCAUGUGUGGAUUGUGGAACUAUUCAAAUCGGAUGAAAAAUGUGGGAUAUUCAGUAGAUUUUAUAUUUCCCAUUA